AUGUUGCGGUCUCUCUUCGCCUUGGCUUGGGCCAACACUGCCCUUGCCGCGACUGUGACCUACAACUGGGAGGCCACUUGGGUCAACGCUGCCCCUCUCAAUGUCUCAAGGGCUGUCAUUGGUAUCAAUGGCCAAUGGCCCUGCCCCAAGAUCGAGGCCACUGUGGGAGAUACCGUCGUUGUUCACCUUACCAACAAACUUGGCAACCAGACCACCGGUAUUCACUUUCAUGGCAUCGACCAAGUCAGCACCAACUGGAUGGACGGCCCCAGCAUGGUUACUCAAUGCCCUCUCCCUCCGGAUAUGACCAUGACCUACUCGUUCACUGCUGAUACGGGCGGUACAUACUGGUGGCACUCCCACAACAUGGGCCAGUAUCCCGACGGCAUGCGUGGUCCCCUGAUUAUUCACGACCCGGCGGACCCCUAUGCUGGGCAAUACGACGAGGAGUACAUCCUGUCUGUUUCAGACUGGUACAACUCGGAGACCAUUCCUCUAGUGCAGAACAUGCUGCUUCCGUCCAACACUCGCUUCGCGCCCCCUAUCCCUGACAACAUGGUCGUCAACGAUGGACUCGGCGCCAAGUUCAAGUUCGAGAAGGGAAAGACCUACCGCAUCCGCAUGAUCAACUUCGCCGCCUUUGCUUCCUUCAUGAUUCACUUCGACUCUCACGACAUGAACGUCAUUAUGUCCGAUGCUGCCUACAUCAAGCAGAAGACCUCAUACAUGCUGCGCAUUGCUCCCGCUCAGCGUUAUGAUGUUCUCAUCAAGUGUAUUGACCGCGAUAACCGCAACUAUGGUUUCCUCAUCGCCGCCGAUAUCAAUCGCGACUACAGCAAUAAGGACUUUGCUCAGAGCUGGCCCUUCAACUACACCGGACAACUGGUCAUGUUCCCUGACAGGGCCUUCGGUACCGACGUUGUCAAGGAAUGGCGCCCGUCUGACGAUGCCGUCUUCGAGCCCUAUGGAGACGUUGCUAUCCUCCCUGCCGCCACCAAGGUCUUCCAGUACGACUGGGCGUUCUGCUUCGACAAGAACGGCAUCCCCCGCGCUUGCGUAAACGGCACCCCCUACGUCGACCAGAAGGUGCCCACCCUCUACACGGCUUCCACCACCGGCGAGAACAACACCAACCCCCUCGUCUACGGUGCCGUUCACCCCUUCAUCGUGAACUACGGUGACAUCGUCGACAUCGUCGUCAACAACAACAACGAGGCCAACCACCCCUUCCACCUCCACGGCCACCACUUCCAGGUCGUCAGACGCCCCGCUUCCGGCACGGGCGUCUGGCCCGGCGUCGCCCGCGCCCGCCUCAACCAGAAGCCCCCGCGCCGCGACACCGUCACCGUCAUGGGCAACUCCCACGCCGUUCUGCGCUUCGAGGCCAAGAACCCUGGCGUCUAUCUCUUCCACUGCCACAUUGAGUGGCACGUAGAGAUGGGUCUCACCGCUACCAUUAUCGAGGCUCCUGAGAGGCUCCGCAACCUCACCAUCCCUGAUGACCACAAGGCUGCCUGCCGCGCUCAGGGUAUCCCCACUGCUGGCAACGCUGCCGGUAACACGGCCAACGUGCUUGACCAGACUGGCAUGAAUCUCGAGCCUUUCCCCACGUACACUGGUGCCGCCUACAACCCUCCCGCCUCGCCGCCCACCAAGCGUUACAACGCUCCGGCCCACCCUCCUGCUCAGCUCCGUGGACGCACCAUCCGCCGCACCGGUCUCUCGAAGUAA
Molecule: messenger RNA, 1731 nt
Organism: Colletotrichum abscissum
Lineage: Eukaryota; Fungi; Ascomycota; Sordariomycetes; Glomerellales; Glomerellaceae
Product: multicopper oxidase
Exons: 4
Coding region: 1-1731 (576 amino acids)
Biological process (GO): cellular response to iron ion starvation; reductive iron assimilation
Cellular component (GO): high-affinity iron permease complex
Molecular function (GO): ferroxidase activity; copper ion binding
Source: RefSeq, a predicted model, not a curated record